GAGGAAGCAUAAUAACAAAGAAAAAUUUCGACAAGCUAUUUUCAAACAAUCGCGAUUUGCAACCAAACAAAAUGUGAUAAUCGUAUUAUUGUUAACAAAUAGUCAAACUCAACAAUAUGGACAAGUCCAGUGUGUACGAGAAGUUCACCGGGCAUGUGGACCAACUGCGUAACACCGAAUGCAGUCAAAAGCAAAAGAUUGCCUGCUUUCAGCAGAUCGCGGAAUGCAUCAUGUCUCCCUCGCUGGCGAGUCACAUCAACUAUGCCGCUCAUUGUGGCACUGCCACCAAUGUGUUGUUGCUAUUUUGCGAGGAUCUUGAUUCUGUGGUGCGUAUGAGCGCCGAGGAGAAUCUCAAUAAAAUCUUUCGUGCCUUGGAGAAGACGCGUGUCAGUCGCAUCUUAAUGGAUCUGUAUGGUGAAAUCAAGCGGAACGGUAAUCAGCGUUCACUUCGCAUCUGCCUUAAUCUAUUCUCGUACUAUGCGCCACAAAUCAAGGAGAAGCACAUCAAGUGGUAUGCUCUGCGACUGUUGCAAUGCAUGUCCACAAUGUCACAGCGCAAAGAGACGCUGCUCCAAGAGACACUUUGUGAUUUUGUCAAACAUUUCGGACGCUACGUGCAACAGGGACUCAACGAUAGCGAAACGUGCACGCUGUUUGAGACAUUCCUUGGCAACAUUAGCGCCGAUUGCGCGGUGAAGCGACGUUGUUCGGCCCAAAAUUGCAUCAGUUUGAUUGAGCAUGCGCGCAAUAGAAGCCUUAUGGCCAGACAUGGACUGAACAAAGUGAUUGAGAUGCUGCUGAUGGAUCAACAAACGAGCUGCGUGCUUGGCGCUUUGGGUUUGCUGCGUCUCCUCUUGCCGCAGCUCAUACGCGGCUAUUCGUCUGAUUACCAGGAUGAUGGCGACUCCUUGGCGGAACCACAGCACCAACAACAGCAGCAGCAGCAGCAGCAGCUGGCUGUAACGUCAGAGUGUCGACAAAUUAUUGAAAUUUAUGAUUAUUGUUUGCACCUGCUGAGCACGCAGCAGACAACGAAUCACGCCAUCAUAAAUGCGGCACUGGAGGUCAUCAAUGGCAUACUUCAAGCAUUGGAUGCGAGUCCAAUAACAAUGCCAGCGAAUGCCAGUGGUGGUGGUGGUGGGGAGAGGGAAAGUCUUGGGCAAAGUUUGCGCCAACUGCUGUGCAAUCAACAACUGGAGCACAAUGAGUAUUUGCGGCGAAGGAAAUCAUUAAAAAAUCAAAUAUUCCAAUUGAAAAAUUACGAACUGGGGGCAAGUCAACAACAUCAGCAGCAGCAACAGCAGGCGGCAGCAACUCCAGCUGCACGACAAAUGCAAAUGCAAAAGAAUUCAAAUGCCAAACUGCAACAGCAAAAGUGUCAGGAGCAACAACAACAACAACAGCUGCAGCGGAGUGGAGAAGGAGGCGGAGGACUACUACUACAAAGUGGCAGCAACUUGCUGCAAGUCGUGGGAAUUAAUGCCGUUGCUGAUGAUGCUGACACCGAGAAAGAUGCUGCUGCUGCAGUGAGUUCCGCUGCUGAUGAAGGCAAAAAAGCAACGCGACGUAAUAUUAGAAAUACUGCACGCAGCAUUAGCGAAUGUGUUGCAAGCAGCGCAUCGGACGAUGAAGAGGAGCAACAACAGCAGCAGCAACAUGAUGACGAUGAUGCUGACGAUGACAUGGAGCUGCUGAGCGCCAUUGCGGAUGAUGAGUACGAUGGCUUUACAACGCUGUCGCAACUAAAUGAAGCAACACAACAAAGCAUGCCAGCAACAACAACAAUAGGCACAACAUCAGCAACAACUACAACGAUUGAUAAACUGAUUGAUGUCGCUGGUACAACUGGUUGCGAAAAUGUUACGUCGUCGCCUAAACCUCAGGCCGUGCAGCAUCAGAGCUCGCUGCAGAAUCUGCUUGCCAGCGAUGACAGAUCCCAGCAUUUGAGUGACAUCGACAAUGAAUCCUUCAACAGCAUCGAUUUCGAUGCGGAAAUAACAAUUGCUGGCGUCAGGGAGCAGCAGCAGCAGCAACAACAGCAACAACAACAACAGACAACGACAACCGCAACAAUGGAGUCGACAACUGAUUCAAUGCCAGAUGAGACAACAACAAUUGGCACAUUCUUCAACAAUUUGUUGUCGCAUUCAAAUGCAGCCUCAGAGUCGGUCAGUAAGCUCUUUCGUCAAUCAAGUGGCCCCAAGUCCAGCAACACGCCUUCGAAGUCGGCGCCAACCACUGAUAAAUCGGAUGCCGCAUCGACGGCCUCCCUAACGCUCUCGCUCAGCUCCUCGCUGGCCAGCAGCAGUGUCCAGGAGCGUCAUCCCUCGAUAGCCGAAACGCCCACGCCCAUCGAGGAGUCCGCUUCAGCGAGUGCCUCGUAUACGGCAUCCACAGCGCUGCUGAUGGAUGCACCAACCGUAAAAGUGGAAGACGAAGUGGAGGAGCCGCAACUGCGACGCACACCAAAUGCUAAUCCCUUUCUGGCCGAGAACUCGCCGCUGAAACAGACGAUUUUGGCCCAAGCACUAAUCAGCAUUAAAAUUGGCAGCAUACUCGAGCAAUCGCUGGUCUACUAUACCGCUCGUCUGCUCGCCGCACGUUUUCUGCUCACAGGUCGAGCUGCUGGACUGCAGCCAGACAACGUUAGCCGGGUGUCCAUCAAGAGUUUGUCACUGACAGUGAUUGCCAGCUGUGUGCGCCUGGCACCGCGUGUGCUCCAACUGCCGCUGGAGAUCAGCGAGCUGGAGUUGCAGCUGCUGACGGAGACUGUGAGUGGCGACAGCACUCAAGCUUCGAGUCCGCAGAGCAGCAACGAUUCACAUCGCAGCGAGGAGCUUGGUCAGCUAGAGCGUGAUUCGUUGAGCGGUUCAUUGCUGCAGUCGUGUGAUGAUGUUGACAAUCAGCUGCUGCUGCUUGACAUCAAAGACGAUCACUUUGGUCCGAGCACGGGACCAGCUUACUUGCAACAAACGCCGCUCAGUCGUAGUGCUGAUGCUGCACUCUUGCAACAACAACUAGAGGCUAGACGACUGUCAAAUACACAGAAAUCGAAUACGAAACUCACGCGAUCCGAGAUCAUUGGCAGCUCGUAUCGCAUCACGAUUGCUGCCGAAGAUGCGCCACCAACGGCGUUGCCUCCACGUCCUCCCAAGCGCACCAAAUCACUGCGCAAGCGCCCCUCCACGGAGGUGGGAAGCGUUGUGCCCACACCAACUGUAGCUGCUGGCGGCCAAGCUGUGUCGGAUGUGCUGCUCUUUCACGCUCACUGUGAUCCCAUUUUGCGUGGCGGCGUGCAGCAAAUUGUGGGCAGCUUUGUGCUGGCAACGGGCGCCGGUCGCUGCCUGCAGUUGCAGCCACGUCUCAGCCUGCCGCAUUUGCUGGCCAUUUUGUUGAAGGGCUUUGAGGACGAGAUACACACAGUGGUCAUACAAGCGUUGAAUGCAUUCGAUAAGAUAUUUCCGCAUGUGGUGUCCAAAUAUUUGACAGUGCCGCCAUGUCAUUAUCAUGCUCAUCAGAAACGACAGCAGUUGCAGCAGCAGUCGGAGUCGGAGCUGGAGUCAGAGCAGCAGCAGCAGCAGCCAAGUGGACAACAAAAGGGUCCUGGCCAGGGCCAAACAUUUGGCCAACAAACUUUUACAAAGAAUCUGGAUAAUGCCUUAAGCAGUCAGCAGCAGCUACAGCAACAGCAGCAGCAGCAUCAGGACCCAAAGCAGCAACAAUGGCACUCUAACGAUGACAACUUGAAAGCAGACGAGGCCAGGAUAUGUGCCAGGUCUUCAGCCACUGAUAAUGAUGAGCUGCUCGCUGCUCUUUUGAAUGAUUUUCAAUUGCAAUCGAAUCGCAUGCAGCUGGCAGAGGACAACCAACAAUUUAAUGAGCCGGGUUCAUGCUGCGUGUUUGCCAUUUCACCGAAAUUGCUCUUGAGCAAACUUCGACUGUGUCAUUACAAUAAAUAUUGGUUGGUCCAGAAUAAAUAUGCUGAAGUUAUAUCCAAUUUGAAUUACGUACUCCUGCGCUCCUACUACGCAAAUAUCGACAGUGCCUUCGACAACGACAAUGACAAUGAUGGAAAUGUGGAGGAUAAGCGUUCUGAUGGCAUGCCUAACGCCUGCCGUUGGAAGGAGGCUGCUUACAACAAGGACAUUGUCUGCACUUAUGAGGCUCAAUUCCUGGACGAACUUCUGCAGCUGCUGGGCGAUGAUGAUGCCCGUGUACGUGAACAUGCCGCCUGCUGUCUGUGCCGCUUUAUAAUGCAAACGGCGCGCCAACAGCAGCAGCAGCAACAACAUCAGCCAACAGCAACAUCAACAUCACCAACAGCAACAGCAACAGCAGCAAAAGUAGAGGAAAGCAACUCAACUGAAACUCAACAAACUAAUUUCAAUUUGCUUUGGGAUUUUUUCGACUAUCGCAUAUUUGGCAGCAUGUCCGUGACGUUGCGUAAUUUAUUCCGGGCAAGCUCAACGAUUGCUCCGCCAAUGUCUGCGGAUGCCAUCGGCGGGCAAGGCAUCACAACAGAAGGAGUAGGUGCAGCAGCAGCAGCAUCGGCAGCAGCAGCCGCUGCGGCGUCGGCCUACUUUGAUGGCAGUUACAACGGCAACAACAUCAGCAACGGCAGCAACAUCGAUGGCAACGGCAUCUCAUCGGAUGGUCAUGUUUUUGCCAUUGGAUUUCAACGUCAAAUUGCGCAAGAGGAAAAAGUUUUGGCCAAAGUUUUGUAUCGCAUGACAAAUAAAUUGAUGACGCUGAAUGAUAAAAAUAUGCAGUUUGGCAUAAUUUACGCGCUGCGGCUGCUGCUGAGACACUUCAAUUUUGUGGACUAUCAACAGGCGUGGACGGAAUUCAAUUUCAUAGAAAUUUGCAUGAGCUACGCAUACUACAACAGUGCAACAGCUGCGGAUCUGAAUUGUCAGAACGAUUUGAUUGAUGUGAUGGCCAAAUUAAUGGCAGGUGGCAUGCUGAGCAGUGGGGAAAUGGUGCCCACAACGCAGCUGGACUUUCUGCUGCGUCACAGCGUCAAGCUGCUGAACAUCUACUAUCAUCUGGUGUGCAAUCAACGACCGUUGCAGCCGAGCAGCUCAAAGAUGGCCGGCAAGACGGGCGGCGGUGGCGGUGGCGGGAGCAAGACGAGUGAGCUCUUUACUCUCAACAGCAGCAGCAGCGCCAGGGAGUUGGCGUUGAUGCAGGCGCUGGGUUACUUUGCCAGCGAUUACGUUUACAUGAAACUUUACAACAUUUUAAGAGGUGCUAAUGACAGCUACAAGAUAACCAUAAAUCACGAGGCUGGCGGCUUAUUAAUUUGCCUGCUGAAGAGCUGCCUGAAUGCUCUGAGCUUCUGUCUGGAGGCAAUGCCGCCGCCGGCGACCGCAGCGCUGGCAACAUCAGCGUCGCCGGCGCUGAAAUUAAUUGAAGAAAUACUACAGUAUUUGACCAAGCUCAUAAAUUAUGCGCCCGGCGAGUGCGUUGCAUGUCUGCGGCAACUGUUGAAAUAUUUAUUUGGCCAAAAUUAUGCAAGCGAAGUGCAGACGCAACCCAAUAGCGAUGGCCAUGGCGAUGGCGAUGGCGAUGACUAUCACGCCGCAUUUGUUCGUCCCUAUUUUGCGGUUAGGCGUUGGUCGACCACAACGAACUUGCCAUUGUUGCCAGCUCCCACGAUGAACCCAGAGACAACAACAACAACAUCGACAUCGUUGCAACAACUAAUUGCAACGCCCAAUGUGCUACCUGCCACACUGGGCGCGAUAUUUGUGCGUGGCAUGCAGGUGGGAUCACCGCCGGCUAGCGAAUGCGUUCGGCUUAUAAAGCUAUUCGAGCCCUUGGUCAUCUACUGUCUGACGCUCUUUAUGAAGUCGAAUGCAUUGAUACAGGCGCCCAUAUUGAGGCUGCUAUCGCAGCUGCUCGAUCUGAAUGUCACCUACAGCAUACUGGACUCGAAAAGCGUUAUAUUCGAGCAAAUACUAAACAAUUUGGAUUUAAUUGAAUGCGGCAUCGAUAGAAAUGCCCACAUCACAGUGCCUGCCAUGCUGCAGUUCCUGAUGCAAUUGACGCACAAGAGCGAUCGUACGCUGAUAACCAUACCGAAGAUAAUCAGCAUCACCAACAAUUUGCUGGCCAAUGGAGCCAUUCGAGAUGUGGCACUGUUGGCACUCAAAACGCUUAGCUACGAACUGUUCUUUAUGCGCGGUCCCAACGAUGAGACACUCGACAACAUGACCAGCGAUUCAGGUGCAGCUGAUGAAACGACACAACCGCGUGGCAAAUGCCAAAGUCCGUUGACUGUGGUGCCCACACAGGAUACAAGGGAGGCGCUGUUGGCUCAGCGCCGCGAACUGGACACACAAAAGGAAGUUGUACUCGGCAUGCUGGAGAAGUUCAUUGAUGCACGCGCCGUUCAACAGUUGUUGGCCCUCUUGUUGCUGUACGAACGCAGUCUGCAGCAGUCGGAUGCCCCCGGUUACCUGAGUGCACAGGAUGCGAAUGUCGUUUAUGGGCUGCUCUGUCGCUCGCUUGCCACUGGCCAACUGCGAAUGCACACAUUUGGUGAUCUGCGGCUACUCGAAAGCUGCUUUCGCAACAAUGGCAACUAUGUGCUCGCCGGCAGCAAGGAAUUUCUGCAAUUGCUGCAGCUCUUCAUCGAGCAGGAUGUGGGCAAGUUUGGUGAUUUAGCGCUCGCAAUGAUUACGCUGGCAAAUGUAAUCCUUAAGACCGAAGAAAUUUAUCUGGUGAAUCACAUAAAACUUUAUUUGAAAAAUAAUCCAACGGCCGCUGAAGCUGCCGCCGCUGCCUCAGCUUCUACUACAACUACAACAGCAACAACAACGACGAAUGCAGUGCAGUGGCAGGAUGAAGCACCUUCGACAUCUUCGGCAGCUGCCGCAGCCAGAGCAGCGGCCAGCUCCUCGAGAGCCGCCGCCGCGCGUCCCACGAUAAGCGAAAUUAACUACUUUGCCAAAGUUCUGUGCGAAAAGCUGCUCGGCUGUCUGAAUGCGUUGCUCCACGGCAACGAAACUGGAUCAUCAUCCUCAACGACUACGACGAUUUCGACGAGUGCUGCCUAUUGCCAGCUGGCCGCUCGAUUCGUUAACGCGCUGCACAAUGUUUGCUGUCGCUCACGGCACAAGGAUGCGCUGCAAUCAGUUUUUCGUUUGGUUUUGGCCGAAUCUGAAUUUCUCUGCAAAUACUACAAUUUACUGUUGAUGAGUGCUGGCGGCGGCAGCGAAGCCCUCGAGCCGCUGCUCUUGGCCUGCCUGCAACUAUUGCUCUCGAUGCGUAUGCUGGAGCCGAUGGUGUUGCUCGCCCAGGCGGCGGACCUCCCGCUGAAGUGGAGCCUGCAGCGUGCGAUGCUGGACGAAGUUUGCCGUGCAACUGCGGCACACGAUUGGAGUCCGCAACAAGUGCGCCGCUUGUGCGCCGGCAAGUAUCUGAAUUUCCUAAUUGCUGACCACUUCGAAUUCCUUUGCGAGCUGUGCCAAGUGCGUCCCGAGUGCGUCUCAUUAUUGCAGCAGGCGCUGCUUCGCAAUGCCGCCAAGCUGAACAAACACUCGAUACGCAGCGUCUUGCGUUUACUGAGCCGCAUUUGCGAGACGAACGAUACACCUGAAGCUGCCUCAUUGCUGGCUUUGCAGCUGCUGAGUCGCCUCCAUCAGUUGCAUGCCGGACAGCGUGCCUUGCAAUUGCCCAUGGAGCGACUGGCUCGACGAUUGGCUGCCCAAAGUGACCCGGCGACGAGGAGCAGCAUCUACGAGCGACUGCUGCAGGGCGAACUGGCCGGCGAUGACGACCAGGAUGAGUGGCGUACUAUGCUGCUGAAGGACCUUGAGUGCCCGCAGGACAAUGGCGCAGCCUCGCCGCCGCGCAUAAUUGAUGAGAGCUGGCUUUUCGGUCAGCUAAUCAAAUUUGCCACACAACAUGCGGACGCACCUCAGCAGCAGCAGCAAUUGAUGCGACUCCUGCUCGAGAUCCAAUCGGAGGCCAAGUUACAGCGACUCUUGCGUAGUCUGGGAACGGUGCAGGAGGCACGACUGCUGCGUCAUGCCUUGGAUGGAGCACUGUCCUCGAUGGUUGCCGUCUUUCGGCAGAAGUGCAUACAACAUGCGCCGCACAUUAACUACAUGCAACUGCCGCCGCUGGCGCGUGUUGCAUGUGCAUCGCUGAUGUUGCGCGUGGCCAAUACGGAGCACAUCAAAGCGACGGACAAUGCCGAGCAGUUGGACGUGGUGCGGGCGUUGACCACGCUCCUGCGUUUCACACGCAGCCUCGAGGAGAUGGCGCUCAUUUACAUCGAUGCUCGGCACAUUGAAAAGUUUGUCAACGAGCAUUUGCUGCGCCACGAGCAACUGCCUGCGAUGCUCGCUUAUAUGCGCUGCUUGGCGCAUGCCUCGCGGCAGCAGCUUCAGCUGCAAUCCGAACUGCAUGCUGACCAGGAUGGGCUAAACGUGUUGUUAAGCUGUCUGGAUGCGCUGCUGCAGCAGCCUCGCAUCUGGUGGGCACUCAAUGGCAGUGCGGAUGCCACGUUGCGAGUGGAAUUGCUGGAGGUUGUGGUGCUCACAGCACGCCGCAUGCUGCAGGAUACAAUUUUCUAUCAACGACAUCGUCUGCAUGCAACGCACUCCAUCUCCGCGCCACAGGCUAUUUUCCUAGCCAAAUUGAUUGAAACGCAAAUGGAUAUGAAGUCGAAGCCAGAGUCGGAGACGGAAUUGGAGACGGAGUCGAGUCCAUGGCGAGUAGCUGGAGAGUUGACUGCGGGGCAUGAGUUGGCCCAGGUUCAAGUGCCGUUGUCGCUUAUCGCAUCCAUUGGCACCUCAUUGCUGCGCACACACGAGUUCUAUGCCUACGCUGUGACUCCCUACGAGCUCAUACAACAACAACAACAGCAGCAACAGCAACAGGCAACAAGUGAUGGCAAGUUGCCCACCAUUCCAGUGGAUAGUCUGAGUGAUGUGGAUGUGCUGCGUCAGUUUGUCAAGCGCCUCUCAAUCUUUGGCUACACAACACGCCAGCAAUUCGAGGAGUAUUUCAUGACGUUCCUGCUGCUGAUCAAUAAAGUGUACGAUGAGCAUAUGGUCGAUCAACAGGAACAGUUUCAGAUCAAGCAAGUCUGCCUGCAGGCCAUCAUGGAACUUUUAACGACAUACAAAACUUUCCCCAUUGUCGGACAUGGCAAUAGUCAGUUUUAUCACACGACUCGCUGGCAGCGCAUCAAUUGUGACAGCAUUAGUUUGAAGAAGUUGCACAAGGUGCAGCUGCUUGUCGAUGCGUGCAACAACGUCUUCUAUCAGGCCAAUCUGGAGCGUCAGACGCGGCGGCAGAACAAUGUGAUUGGCACACGCAACUUUGCGGCCAAUCAAUGCGAUCUCAAUUUCAGUUGGGCUCAAAUGGAAGCGUACGCACAGCCCCAACCCCACAUGCCACAUGCCACCGCCGCCGCCGAUGCCAGCAACAGCAACAGCAGCCCAUCGGAUGAGUCAGACAGUCAGGUGGCUGCCACAGAACGGCGGCAAUCCAGUAGCAACAGCAACAUGACUGACACCACCUGGCGCAACUAUAGUCACUUUGUGCAACUGUCGGGCAUUGAUUUUCGCAGCAGCAUGCAGCUGGUCUUCGAUGUGCUGCAACAGAUGAUCGAGCAAAAUCACAUUCUGGUGCUGCCAAACCUCGUGAAGUUCAGCGAAAUCUGCGAGAGUCGUGAUCAAAUCAAGUGGAUUAAGGAGCGCACAAUGCGGCUGCAGGAGCAAAUUGCGAUGGACGAUACCAUAUCACAUCAGCACAUAAUCUACUUACUGUGCCGCACACAAGCGCUGCUGAUGCCCAGCUACGGGGAGCUGCAACACUUGGCCGCACUGAUUGGCAACGUCUACCUGAAGAGUUCGCAUUGCUUCAUACGCAUUGCGGCGCUGCAGGGUCUGCUCUGUCUAUUAGAAUGCUGCAGCCGCACCAAUACGGCGAUGGGCAAACUCAGCGAUGAGCUCGCAUUGUUGCGUGACUUAAUUGUGGGCUAUAUCAAUCGUCAUGGCAUCAUUGAUGAGAGCCCGUUGCAGUUCAGUUCAGCACACACGAAACUGGUCUGGACGCUCAAUUACAGCCUGAUCGAGUGGACAUCGAAAUUUGUGCCCCAAUGCCAUUUGCUAUCGAAUACGAUAAUUGCGGCCAACAGUUUCCUAAAGAACACCCACAACGAGGAUCUCUAUUUGUGUGUGUUGCAUGGUCUCGAGCGCAUGGUGGUGAACAGUGGCAAUGGAAAAGGCAGUGCAAUGCCUACCACAACGGAGGCAACCGGAAGUGGCGCGUUGCGUGGUGCCGGAGACUCUGGAGGCGGAGGUGGAGUUGUGGUCACACCACAGUUGCGACAUAAAAUUGAAAAACUUGCGCUCGAAUUGCUGAAAAUGGAAAAUGAGAAAUUUUCAAUUCCGGCAUUGAAAUUGCUUUUGUCCUGCAUGUAUGUGGGCUCUGCGGCGCAGCUGGAGAACACGGAGCUAUCGAAUGGCAUUGUGCAGGACGAUCCGGAGAUAAUCGCGCUGCAAAACGAUAAAGUCGAUAUACUUUUGCAUUGUAUUAAAUCAUCGACUCGAGACGCCGCCUGGAUUUAUGGACAAGUGCUGUGCCAAAUUAUACGUGAUUUAGUGCCACCGAAUGAAAUAUUGACGAAGGUCAUAAAGGAGUUUCUGGCCAUAAAUCAACCGCAUGGCGAUGUUAUUGCCACGAUUGUGUAUCAGGUGUUUCGCUCCGCUAUUGACUCAUCGUUCCUACAAAUGCUGCAGGACUGGCUGAUCUGUACGCUGCCAACGUUCCUCGCCCAGCCGGAGGAGCAAGGUGUCUGGGGUCUGAGCGUCAUCUUUUUAUCCGCUUCCAUAAAUCUGCAUUUGAUUAAACUAUUUCCGCUGGUGCUUGGCAUCGGUGGCGUCUCGACAACGGCGGCGGCUGCAACAACAACAACGAAUACAACAACAACAACUGCAAGAGCAACAACAGGAGUGCCACGGAAAUUGGGUCAACACGAAAUUGCAUUGUUCGUGACAGCUGCACAAGAUUUCCAUGCGAAAUUGAGUGGCGAGCAGAAGUUGCGCUUUCGCGAGGCCUUUAAGAACUACGAGCAGUCUCAAGUUUAUGCCGGGAUGCUACGGCGUCUCUGCUAGCGAUAAGACCAAUGCGAAGAGCUGUGAAUUUGCUGCGAAUCGAAAUUGCACUACUCUCUACACACACACACACACACCCCCCAAAGGAUUUCACAACGGAUUUGACCAACAACAGCAACAAAAAGUUGUUCCCUGGACAAGCGCAAGCGUGAAUAACUAAUUGCUAGCAAAGUUCAAAGCGGAUGCUAACGUCCGACUUCUGCUCCUGCGUUCUCAUUCUCGUUCUCGUUCUCAACCUCAAAAGUUCUUUAAUAGUUUGAGAAUUCAAAAUUAAUUUAUGGUUUACAUUAUGUGUAACUAAUAUUUAAAUUAUAACCGCGUCUCUUCCACUCUUCGACUCUUCCCUUUUUCUAUCUGUCUCACGCUCCGCAACACUUCAAACUUUAACGACCCGCAAUUAAUUCGUGAGACGUCCCCUGUCUGCUUUUACAAAUUUUGUGUUCUUGUCAGUUUUUCGUAAAGUUUUUCAUUUAUAUAUUAUGACUUGGCUUGUUAGUCGAUCUCCACUCCCCGGGUUAAAGUUGAGCCAGCGCCGCGAGCGUUAGUAGUCAUUAGUAUGCGGCCUAAUCAAUUGCUAGUUAAUUUCAUUAAAAAUUCCAUUAUGUUAAAUCGAAAAAACAUACCCCCCACGAAUAAAAAUUCGACUUAUAUAUUCCAAUUGUAACUUAUAACAAACAAAAAUAUAUAAACUGUUUAAAAGGCUUCAAAUAAAUAUUUAAUAAAAAU
Molecule: messenger RNA, 11861 nt
Organism: Drosophila albomicans
Lineage: Eukaryota; Metazoa; Arthropoda; Insecta; Diptera; Drosophilidae
Gene: htt
Exons: 29
Coding region: 117-11135 (3672 amino acids)
Cellular component (GO): cytoplasm
Source: RefSeq, a predicted model, not a curated record